AAGACCAGGACUUUUCAAAAAAGCAAGUGAGCUUUGCACACUUUGUAAUGCUGAAACUGCCAUUAUUGUGUAUUCACCAAGUCAAAAAAUUUAUUCUUUUGGUCAUCCUAAUGUUGACACCAUUCUUGACCGUUUUUUAAACAAUAACCCUCCACCUUCUCACCAAUACGCCGGUAUGCAACUUAGUGAAGUCUAUCGAAAUUCAAUCAUUCGAGAUCUGAAUUAUAAUCUUACUCAGGUGAUGAACCAAUA
Messenger RNA from Thlaspi arvense, 252 nucleotides. The record is from the annotation of a GenBank genome assembly. Lineage: Eukaryota; Viridiplantae; Streptophyta; Magnoliopsida; Brassicales; Brassicaceae.